UGUUUGAAUACUUAAUAAAUUAACUUCAUCUUCUCUAAGAUAUCCAAAAACGCCAUGGAUUCACUGCAAAAUGGCUCAUCAAAUCACGAAGAAGCCGACGUCUUACAAGCCAUGCAUUUGGCUACCAUUUCAGCGCUCCCUUUCACUUUGAAAGCCGCCGUCGAUCUCGGCUUGUUGGAGAUCAUAUCCAAAGCCGACACUCCUUCCGGCAUGCUGUCGGCAGCCGAGAUAGUGUCUCGGCUUUCCACCAAUAACCCUGACGCCACUGCCAUCGUCGAUCGGAUUCUCAGACUCUUGGCGACUCACUCCAUCUUAACAUGCGAUCAAAUCACCGGAGAAGACGGGCAGACCCAAAGAUCAUACGGCCUCGCAUCGGUCGGCAAAUACUUCCUCCAAAACGAAGAAAUCUCCUUCGCUCCAUUGCAACAUGUCUUCCUCGAAAAAUACAUCAUCGAAUGCUGGAAAUUCUUGAAAGAGGUGACAAUGGAGGGAGGGUUAUCGUGUAUGAAAGCAUUCGGGAAGCACAUGUUCGAGCUGCUGGCGACCGAUGAUGAUAUGUCGAAAUCGUUCAAUCAAGCCAUGUCGGUUUACACCAACCUGAUAAUGAACCGAGUUCUGGAGAAUUACAAAGGGUUUGAAGGUGUAAGCCAAGUGGCUGAUGUGGGAGGUGGAGUUGGUACAAAUCUUAAGCUCAUUGUUUCAAAGUACCCACAAAUUAAGGGUAUUAAUUUUGACCUCCCCCAAGUUAUUAAAGAUGCAGUCCCCUGCCCAGGAGUGGAGCACAUAGCAGGAGAUAUGUUUACGAAAAUUCCUAAAGCCGAAGUUAUUUUCAUGAAGUCUAUGCUUCAUGAUUGGGGCGAUGAUCGAUGCUUGAAGUUAUUGAAAGUAUGUUAUGAUGCAUUGCCAGAGAAUGGUAAGAUUGUAUCGGUUGAAUCUAUAGUAUCAGACGUACCAGAGACAGAUAUUAUAACAAAGACUAUCUUCCAGCGAGAGAUGGCCUUGUCUCAAAUUCUUCCUGGUGCAAAAGAGAGGACCGAACAAGAGUUUAAAACAUUGGCAAAACAAGCUGGGUUCUCUUCUUUGAAAGUCGUUUGUCGUGUUUAUAAUCAUUGGGUCAUGGAGAUUUACAAAGCUGAUUGAUGUCAACGGUUCAAAUUAAUCUCCAUUGUUAUCAGCCGAGUCAAUAUUGUUUGUUUUAAAGGUAAUUAUUUGAUAUACUGAUAGAUUUUUUUACAAAUAAUUUUAAUUUACCGUCAUGUAUCUUCCUUUAUUAAUUUAAAUAUUAGUUAAGGAUACACGUGACGGUAAAUAAGAAUUAAUUGUAAAAAAAUAUUGUUGUCAAUUUAUCAAAUAAUAAUCCUUGUUUCAAUAAUAAAAUGUUAUAAUUAUAAUCUUGGCUUAUGUUAUUCUAUUGCUUGAGAGUUCACCGGUGAAAUAAUGUUCCGACGAGGGUUUUAUUCAAAACUGGAAUCAUAAGUUGAUGAUUUGGUGUGA
Messenger RNA from Hibiscus syriacus, 1494 nucleotides. RefSeq names its product caffeic acid 3-O-methyltransferase 1-like. The record is from RefSeq and is a predicted model, not a curated record. Bases 55 to 1140 code for a protein of 361 amino acids. The transcript has 4 exons. Gene Ontology annotation, molecular function: S-adenosylmethionine-dependent methyltransferase activity; O-methyltransferase activity; protein dimerization activity. NCBI's taxonomy places the organism in Eukaryota, Viridiplantae, Streptophyta, Magnoliopsida, Malvales, Malvaceae. Gene Ontology annotation, biological process: methylation.